AUGGCCACCACACUCUUGUGCAUGACGCUGGUGGUCCACUCCUUCUGCAGAGACAUGAUGUUGCGCCUGCAGACCUUCCACGGCCGCAUGGACGAGCUGCGCGUGUGGGCCGGCGUGCGCACCCCGGCCGAGAUCCUGGUGGGCUACGACACCACCGACCUGUCGUUGACCACGACCACCACCCCCUACGCCGAGGCUCGCGCCAGUAGCCUGGGGGAGGACGAGUCGUGCGUGGCGCUCGCUUCCCCGACUGGCGCCAAAGCCGCGUUCGAGGGCGAGAUCGAGGGCCAGGCGCCGGUGUGGGUGCCCUCGUUGGCCCCUCUGGUGCUGCGAGUGGAGGCGACAAACUUCUUGCUGGCGCACCUCACCCUCUUCAUCUACUUGGCCCACCCGAACGACACGUUUGCGGCGCAGAUCGAUGUGUUGGCGCUCAACCCGAGUCCAUCUACCGCGACGGCGGCGCGGCCGUCCUGGUGA
Messenger RNA from Acanthamoeba castellanii str. Neff, 477 nucleotides. RefSeq lists its product as uncharacterized. The transcript is spliced from 2 exons. Lineage: Eukaryota; Discosea; Longamoebia; Acanthamoebidae. The record is from RefSeq and is a predicted model, not a curated record. The coding region runs from base 1 to 477 and encodes 158 amino acids.